Messenger RNA from Haliotis rufescens (red abalone), 2391 nucleotides. Its product is annotated as vesicular glutamate transporter 3-like. The record is from RefSeq and is a predicted model, not a curated record. The transcript has 13 exons. Gene Ontology annotation, cellular component: excitatory synapse; synaptic vesicle membrane. The coding region runs from base 412 to 1956 and encodes 514 amino acids. Gene Ontology annotation, molecular function: neurotransmitter transmembrane transporter activity; L-glutamate transmembrane transporter activity. NCBI's taxonomy places the organism in Eukaryota, Metazoa, Mollusca, Gastropoda, Lepetellida, Haliotidae. Gene Ontology annotation, biological process: synaptic transmission, glutamatergic; regulation of synapse structure or activity; transmembrane transport.
UUGGGGAACACAUUCGCCCUCCAGCGUCAACUGUGUGGAUAUUCCCGCGGAGCUCUGUUUUCUAAGAAGUGGACCACACACCUACGCGGAGUGUCUACGCGGGUUGAAGGAUUCCUGGAAAGCGGGAGCUGUCUCGUGCUAUAAGUGCACUGGUAUAUACCGUUAUACUGCAAAUAGGGUGUGAAAGGGUCAGGCGCAGAAAUCUCCCAAACUCAAAACUCUCUACCCUUGAUUCAUACGAGAAGGGGCGUUAUAUAGAAAACCCCACUGCCCGAGGGAUAUUCAACAGAAAGACUUCCUGCCCGAGGGAUAUUCAACAGAGACUCCCUGCCUCAGAGAUAUUCAACAGAAAGACUCCCUGCCCCGGGGAUAUUCAAUAGAAAGCCUAGCUGAUCAGGUCAAGAGAUUGCGAUGGCCUGCUGCGUUGACUGCCCCAAACGCUACUUGGUGGUGUUCCUGGGGUUUAUCGGGCUUCUUGUUUCCAUUGGUUUCCGCACAUGUUUUGCUUUAGUCAUGGUUCACGUGACCAAUCACACAUCAGCAGAACGUGAGGAUGAUUCCUUGUUUCGCAAUUGCACAACAACAGGCACCUCUCGAGACCUGCAGCUGAACAUAGAUCCAAGUCACGUGUUCCUUUUGCAUACUGUAUUCUACUGUGGUGGCUUCGUAACUCAGAUACCAGGCGGUAUUCUGGCUACCAAAUACUCCUCUAAGUGGGUGUGUGGACUGAGUAUUGCGGUGAGCAGUGUGCUGUUCCUGGUGCUUCCCACGGCCAUCAAGUACAACCUCCCAGCUGUGUAUGUCAUCAGGGUCCUCCAGGGUCUAGCCGAGGGCUGCUCGGUGCCUGCUCUGAAUGGCGUCAUAUCUGCCUGGGCCCCCAAAACGGAGAGAAGUCGGAUGAUAACCAUAGCAUACGCUGGUGCAUACAUCAGCCCCGCCAUCGGCCUCAUCACAACGGGCGCUUGUUCCUGCUACGUCAGCUGGAACAGCAUCAUCUACAUCUACGGUGCGUGUGGUGCGGUAUGGUCACUGGUCUGGAUGGCCUGUGUCUAUGACAAGCCGACACUUCACCCUAGACUGGGGGAGCGUGAGAGAGGACUGUUCAACACGGACCACGUCGCCAUUAACAGCCCUGAGGCGGAGGAGGAGAUUAUUCCGUGGAGGGGUAUCCUGACGUCACUUCCCGUGUACGCCAUCAUUGUCGGCGCCUUCUGUCGGAACUGGAUCUUCUCAAUGUUGAUAACACAGCAACCCCAGUACUUCAAAGAGGUGUUCCACAUGACCACAGCUGAAAUCGGGUUUCUGUCGGCUGUACCCCACGUCCUGAUGACAAUUGUGGUGAUAACGGGCGGUGUUGUAGUAGACAACUUAAUCAGACGAGGCCUAUUUUCUACAACGGUAGCCAGGAAGCUCUCGGAAUCAGUUGGGUUCGGUGUGGAGGCAACCUGUGUAAUGGCCAUCGCGUUCAUGGACGACUGGAAAAAGGCUUUCGUUCUACUCUGUGUGGGGGUCGGAUUCAGUGGCUUUGCAAUCUCAGGUUACCAGGUGAAUCCUCUUGACCUAGCCCCCAAGUAUGCCAGCGUAGUGACAGGUCUGGCUAGACUGGGGAUGCUAGGUGCCGUCCUCAGCACCCUAGUUGCCUACUUCGUGAGGGACAUGGCCUCUGACCAUGCUGACAUCGAAACGGCUUGGAAACGACUCUUUAUCAUCGCCGCCUCCAUCCACUUCGGUGGCGUCAUCGUCUACGCUGUCUUCGCAUCUGGACAGCGACAGCCUUGGUCAGGGUCCUCGUCAACGUUGUCAGUCUCCAUUCCUCAACCAGUCGCUAAUGACGACGACGAUGAUUACGAGACCACAAGACUGUUACGGAGGCGCUUACGGCUUCAUCGACCUCAGCUUGUGGAUGCCGACAGUUAUGAGUAUGGUUCAACAACUAGAUUCCUCAAUACUAUUUGAUAUAUAUACGUAGAUACAUGUCGCAACCAUGUUGUCAAACGUGUCAUUCAAUACACCAGUAUAUUGAAGACCCCUUAUCAGAAACUGACCGAUUUUAUUUAGACAACUGCGUUAUUGUGAAAUGUUAUCAAUUUUGACGACGACUGCAAUGCUUGUAUAUUUUUGUAGAUUAUUACAUACGAAUGAGAUAAACUGAGUGUUGGGAUUGUACAGAUUGUUGUGCUAGUAUUGCAUCACACAUACCACUCAGCCCAAAUCGUGUACCGAGGUUUUAAGGGAUGUUGAGAGUCACAAAGCACAGCGAGAGUUAAUUGUUUGUUGGGUCUGUAGGGGUUAUGGCGGUGGUGCGAGUUUUUAUAUGUAUAUAUGGAACAGCAGUGGUCUGUGAAAAUCUCCCAUUGUCGUGGGGCUGUGUACAUAUCGUUGGUAAAUAAA